Messenger RNA from Crotalus tigris (Tiger rattlesnake), 6031 nucleotides. It is a transcript of the gene FBRS, whose product is annotated as fibrosin. The coding region runs from base 2213 to 5332 and encodes 1039 amino acids. The record is from RefSeq and is a predicted model, not a curated record. The transcript has 18 exons. NCBI's taxonomy places the organism in Eukaryota, Metazoa, Chordata, Lepidosauria, Squamata, Viperidae.
GCUAUGACGUCAUUGUGCGCGAGAUUGCGGAGAGGAAACUCUUGACUUCCUCGCCUUACGUUCGCCGCCGUAAGGCUGUGAUGUCACCCCCCCGCACAGGACGGAAGUGACUCCGCGGGGGUUGAGGCGUGGAGGGAACGACGUCCCUCCUCCGCCCGCUCCGAAAUGGAGUUUAAUAGGAGGCACUAUCCCUCGGCUCUCUUCCGGCGGAGGGAUUUUGCAGCAGCCUCCAUCCACUCGGGAGGCGGAAGGAUAUGACGCUGUGGGCGGAGUUGCGUGCCGUGCGCAGAGAGGAAGGAGAUCCGGCAGAGACAGCUAGGGAGUCGGGGGGCAGCAGCUGAGUCGAAGCGAGGAAAAAGGGUGACGGGACUUCCCCCCCCCACCCGCGGGGGAAGGGGAUGCAACGCGACCAAGGCAGCUGCUCUCCUUCCGCGCCGCUGACCCUGCAGGCCGCCGCCCCUCCCCCAUCCUUACCGCUCCGCUUCGGCCAAUCAGCUGGGGGGGGCCGCCAGGCGAGCCCAGGAAACCGGCCUCGCUGCCCGUCAGGCGUAGAGGCUCGCGGGACGCCCCGUCGCGCGCCCGAGCGGGGGCGAGACGGGCGGCGGCAACUUGAAAUUACCCUCAACAGCCGGCGCUCUUAAAGGUACAGCCUGGGGGGGCAGCGAGAAGAGGGGACACUUUCCGCCGGAGGACAAGAAACCCCCUCAAGCCUCCAGCUCCUGUCAAUGGAUUUAAAGGGAACUCGGCCCUCUUAAAGGGGAGUUGUCUUCAGGCCUCAUUGUGACUGAGAGGGAGGGCCGGCUCUUAAAGGGGCCGCCGGGGGGUUCCGCUGGACGCUUAAAGGGGAGGGCGAGCCGAGCCGAAGGAAGCGCUUGGAGGCUCUUUAAUGCCGCUGGUGGAAAAAGUGGCUGUCUGACGAGGAGAACUUAAAAAAAAAGAAAGAAAGAAAAACAAAUCAAGGUGCUUAAAGGCGAGGCCACGCUUCGACAGGAAACGUGUGGCGGACUUUUAAUCGGACGUUCUUAAAGGGGAUGGAAUGAAAGGAAGCAGAUUCUGAAGCCUGGACUUUUAAAGGGCAAGGUCAUACCUUUCAGGAGGAAUCCGGGAGAUCUGAAUAAAAUUAGGAUAACAAUAAAACCACGUAAGGUUUGCAAAGAAAGCGUGGCUUCGGAGGAAAUGCUGCCACUGGAAUAAUUCUGGGAGCCCUCGUCCUCAAAGGGAGGGAGGGAGGAAGCCAAUGCUGUCUGAGAGGAAGCCAUUUGCCAUUGUUGGCAGGAAAGCCGCAUCUGCAGUCUUAAAGGGGAGGCUCUUUGAAGCACUUAGCCCUCUCUGGGUAAAUGUAAAAAAGCCCCCCUUCCAGGCAGAAGCCCUAAGGCUAGAUUAUGCUUGUUAGAAACACGUAAACAUAAACGAUAUAUCUCUUUUAAACAAAGAUCGGCACUUAAACCAGAAGCUUCAAGGGCGAAGCAGCGACCGGACAAGUAUUAAAAGUUGAUUCAAAGGGAUUGUCAGUUUUGUCGCUUUCCAAGGAUCCAUCUCUCCAUGCUGAUUCACUAUUGGAGGGAUGUAAAAUUCCGAUUAAAGCAAUUUUUUUUUUUUGGUGUUUGCUUUUUAUUUUGUUUUUGUUUUUCCUUCUGGACCCAAAGGUGAAGUUGUACCUUAAAAGAGAAUUCUGUUCACUGGCACCGGCUAAUUUCCUGUUAAGUGGUUAUUGGAUCGGUUUCGAUCUGAAGAAUUUUAUUUCAAAAGUAUUUAAUUAUUUUGUAAUUGACUUGGUCUGGCCUUUAGGAGGAAGUCCAAAAAGAAGAAGUUGCCGUUUGUAUUUUCCUUAAGAGAGAAUUAAACCUGAGCAAAAGUUACUUCUUUGACUUUCCAGAGCAGAAAAAAAGGAACUUUUUGAACCUUGAAUGGGUUUUCAAAUGUAAAUCAAGGAAAGUUGUGGACAGUUAAGUUAUAGGAGCCAAGGACUUCUCAUAAAGGAAUACAAAAUUCACUUUUUUUUCCUCCAAAAGCAAUAUAAAGGAGAACCUCUUUUUCAGGAGUGUGGUACUUUUCUUUGUGGCUUCCACAGAAGAGCAGAAACCCAGCAGAGACAGCUGCAAUGCUUUUGGCUGGUGAGGGGUGAAGGGUGUCUCCCUUUUUUUCCCCCUCGUGCCUGCAACAGCCAUUGGACAUAACACAAUUUAUUUUCUGUACCUCAGAAGGGAGCAUAAUGGAAGGAACAACAGCAGCUCCUACCCCAUGUUGGAGUGGAGGAGGAGGCAGCAGUAGCCGAGCACGGAGACAGCGACGUUGCUCACGGCGGGACCGUGAGAGUCGUUGUACACGCCGUAGAGGAAGCCGUCUUGGAGACCCUCCCCAUCGGGGCUUGUCCUCCUCCUCAUCUUCAGCAUCAGACAGUGAAGGCCCCUCUCCACCUGCCCCUGUGGCUCCUAGCAAAGGACGCCCCCUGCAACAGCAACGGCGACGGCGACGGCCCCUCCGACGGCGAAAGAGAGUUUCUGGAUCCUCUUGCAGUCGCGAGGAGGAAGAGGAAGAGGAGGAGGAGGAGGACCUCAUUGAUGGCUUUGCCAUUGCAAGCUUUGUCAGUUUAGAGGCACUUGAGAAGGAUGCAACCUUGAAGACUCCAGAGCGAUUGGAGCUUCGGCUGAAACAUUCAGGGAAGAGGAAACGGGGUGAGGGAAACAAUUCUGAGCCUGAAGAUGAAGAGGAAGGCUCGGAAAAGGAUCACAGCCAGGGCUGUGGAGGGGAGAGAGCACUGAGGAAACGGAACAAGAGACGGCACAAAGAGCCUUCUCUCCAGUCUUACCUGGAAACUGGAUAUAUAUGUGAUACAGAAAGCGACCCAGAGGAGCAGGCCUCCAUUGAUGACCUCGAACAGUCAUUCACUGUCUCAACCAGCAAAGCCUCGGGACCCAUUGGUGCAUUAAACGGGAGCUGUGAAGCCAAACUCUCUGUGAUCCCUAAAGUCUCUGGCCUGGAGCGGAGCCAGGAGCGUAACUAUGAGGCUGACCGGGACUCCCUGCUCGUGCCUUUCCUGCCUAAGGAACCCCCUUCUCAGGCAGCCACUGCCCCUAUUCUGGCUCAGGCCUUGCCUCCAAGUCCUCCUGCCCCACCUCCUGUCAAGACUCGGGCUCAGACACCUAACACUGUUCGUGGGACGCCCCAGCCCAAAGGCCAGCUGCCUCCAAUGCCUCAGGGUGGAGCAGUUACCCACAGCCUUGCCCAGAGCCAACUGCACAUGAAGGUGCCACCCUUUGCCAGCCAGACACAGGCCCCGUACUCUGUAGGGCUCGACCUCAGCACUGGAGGGUGCAGCCGCGGUGCAGCUCACCCCAAGCCCAUCCUCCCGCCCUGCUCCCCUUCUUCUCAACUCCCUCACCGGCCCUCCACCCCCUCGCUGGCCCUGCCCCCCCACGCCUUUUCCUCCACCCUUCGUCCCCCUUCCCACCACCACCCAGGCAUGUUCACCCCCUCGCCUGGCCUCCCACCGCCACCCCCAUUGCUUCAAGUUGCUGGGCACCCAGCUGCAGCCGCUGCCAUAUCUGAACAAGAAUUAAUCCGCCAGGACUUGAGUUCCCGAUUCCUCACGACGCAAGGCGGGGCCGACAUGGGAGCUGCUGCCAUCCGCCCUCUGGCUUUCCAGUUCCACCAACACAACCACCAGCACCAGCACACCCACCAGCACACCCACCAGCACUUCACUCCUUUCCCGUCAAGCAUGGUGCCCACACCCAGCCCAGCCAUGUAUGAGAAGUACCCUGGGAAAAUGGAUGGGCUUCUGAGACAUAAUUUUUAUCCUGCCUACCCCCCAACCGUGUCGGGGAUCUCCCCGGUCCUGCCUCCUGCUGUGAAUUUUGGCUCCCUGCAGGGGGCAUUCCAACCUAAGAGCACUAAUCCUGACCUGCCUUCCCGGCUGGGUGCUGUCCCACCCAGCAUGUCCCAGAAAGGCAGCCAGAUCACCGAUCCUUUCAGGCCGACGUUGAGAAAGCCGGGGAAGUGGUGCGCCAUGCACGUCCGUGUGGCAUAUAUGAUCCUGCGGCACCAGGAGAAAAUAAAGCUGAUGCAGGGGGAUCCCCAUAAGUUGGAUUUCCGGAAUGACCUCCUCACUGGCUUGCCUGAGACCGGAGCCUUCGGCAGUCUGCCCCACAGCCAGGAGCUGGCACGCCCCGCCACCCUCUUCACAGCCGCUGGUGUCGUCCAUCCAGGCAAUUCCCCCUCCUUUGGUCCUGGCACCACUCCCCAUGGCUCUUUCCUCAACCCCAGCCCCCACAUUGAUCCUUUUGGCAGGCCUCCUAGCUUUGCCUCUCUGGGCGCACUCUCCAACGGGGCAUUUGGCGGUCUGGGCAACCCAUCCUUCAAUUCAAGUGCAGUCUUUGGGCAGAAGGACAGCCCUGGAGCUCCUGCCUUCCCUAGUCCACAUGAGGCAUGGAAUCGCUUACACCGUACACCUCCUUCCUUCCCUACGGCCCCAGCCUGGCCCAAAGGUGGUGGCAGUGACGGGACUGAGCGUGGAAGCAGCCAACUUGAGAAGGAGAGUGAGAAGUCUGAAGGGCCGGUGAUCAAGGAUGAGAAGGACAGAGAUUCUGGCUUCUUCUCCCGCCAUUCGCUGCGCUCCUCUCCAGCUACUCCCACCUCAAAGAACCCAUCGCUGAUCCACGAGGAGCCUCCAAGCCGACCCCACGUACAAGCAGAACGAGAACAUCGCUACGGCAGCCCGGCAAGUUCAGGGCAUACCUCCCGCUCCCCUUACCCAGAGUUGCCUCUCAAGAAAGAAGUGAAGGUCAAGGAAGAGCCAGAGUUGCCAGGCUUUGAGGGAGCUCUGCGCACGGGUGCUUCCUAUCACAGUACCUUGCAUGUCUCCCACCCCCUUGGGACGCUGGCCGUGUUUGAGAGACCCCAAGCCGGGACUGGAGGAAGCGUCUCUCCCUACUUGGUGGCCGCCCCGCCCUCAGCUGCCUCCUAUGCUGCCCUUGACGCCUGGCGAGAGCCCUACCACCACCGGGGCCUGGAGCUGCACCCACUACAGCGCCUGCCCCGCUACCUGGAGACCCCAUCGCCUGCUGCCGCCGCCGCCGCUGCCGCCGAGGACUACGAAAGAGCCCGGUUGUAUGGUUUGGCUCCCCCGCCGCACCCCAGCCUCAUGGCUUACCCCCGCCAUCAAAACGGACUGCUGGCGAAAGCCACCCCCUCGGCCGCUGUGGCAGCUGUGGGACUGCUGAGCGCCCCACCGCCUCUCAUCCCUGCUUCCAAUGCGCGGCCCUGCUCUCCUCGACGAGCCCCCGACAUCCGAGAACUGGCGGCCUCCUACAAGGACCGGGACUCCAGAUAAUGGCGCUCUGGAACGUGAACACCUUUUUACCAAGCAGCCUCCAGGACGCCCGUCUUAAAUUAGCGGGGAGAGGAAAUGGCUUUUGGGUCACUAUAGCCCGAGUUAGGGAUGUGCUGCUGUCGUCGCCCAGAAGGACUUCGACCUUGGGAGUUGAGUAACGGGGUGCAUUUGGGUGGAAGAGGUCAGGAAUGCAGGUGCCAGAGUGCCCUCGGUCCUCGUUCCCGAUUUCUGCAAAGGCCUCCUCUUCCGGCCUCUGAAGACAUCGGGAUUUCUGUCCUGCUUCCAGCGUCCCUGCUGGGCUAAAAACAGACUUGGUGUGUUCUUUAUCCUCAGUGGACUGAUGGGAAGGCUGCUUUCAGGGGAAGGGGGAGGGCUUGAAUCUUGGGGUACCUUCCCCAUGAGGCAGUGUAAAUAUUUAUAUAUUCUCCCCUAGGCAGAUGGGGAAAAGGUUUUUGUACAUUUAUAAAAGGUUUGAGAUUGUGAUUUUAAAAGUGACUUCUCUCUCCUCCCCCCCCCGCCCUCUUUUGUUCCCCCUUGUUUUUACUGUACUGCUCUUUUCUAUACCUGUAUUCGCUCCUGCCCAAUUUCCCGACCCCUUUCCUUCUCCUCCUGUAAUUAAUGGGAUGGUGCAACACACUUGUCCAAUGUCCUUUUCUUCCCCCUGGCUGGUUAAUUAAACUCCAAACUGGUGCUUCUCGA